Messenger RNA from Cantharellus anzutake, 420 nucleotides. RefSeq names its product NTF2-like protein. Gene Ontology annotation, cellular component: nuclear pore central transport channel. The annotation marks the transcript as partial. NCBI's taxonomy places the organism in Eukaryota, Fungi, Basidiomycota, Agaricomycetes, Cantharellales, Hydnaceae. The transcript has 3 exons. The record is from RefSeq and is a predicted model, not a curated record. Gene Ontology annotation, biological process: protein import into nucleus.
GAUAUCGCGAAUAGGGGAGCAGUGAACUUUGUUCGCGUAUUUUACUCUGCCUAUGAUUCAGAGAAGCGCGUUGAGACUAUCCCAAAGUUCUAUCGGCCCACAUCUACGUUUCACUGGAAUGGAAAUCUUAUACUGCAUGACAAACUCCUUGAAUUCUUGGGCGGACUUCCUGCUACGAAACAUGAUAUCCACACUUACGAUUGUCAUGCCGUGCCUGAAACGACACCCCCAUCGCUCUUCAUCACUGUCACCGGCAAUGUCUCCCAUGGUUCUGCUGACUCGAACGCCAGAAGUUUCAACGAUCUUCCUCGUGUCUUCUCCCAAGCCUUCCUCCUGCAACCCGAAAUCCCUCCAGCGAUUGGAAACACGGCCGAUAUAAAGUAUUACAUUGUUUCAGACACAUUCCGAUUUGUGGGGUGA